Suillus plorans is the source of this 303-nucleotide messenger RNA. RefSeq lists its product as uncharacterized. Gene Ontology annotation, molecular function: amino acid transmembrane transporter activity. Gene Ontology annotation, biological process: amino acid transmembrane transport. Lineage: Eukaryota; Fungi; Basidiomycota; Agaricomycetes; Boletales; Suillaceae. Gene Ontology annotation, cellular component: membrane. The record is from RefSeq and is a predicted model, not a curated record. The transcript has a single exon. The annotation marks the transcript as partial.
GUUGUUAUUGUGAACUCGCUUGGUAUACAAUUUUUUGCAGAAUUGGGGUUUUGGAUGGGCGGCCUGAAGAUCGUAUUCCUCGUGGGCUUGGUUCUUCCUGGCAUUAUUGUCGAUCUCGGAGGAAACACAAAACACGAUCGCAUUCGAUUCCGUUACUGGCGGCAACCAAACGGACCCAUGGGCAACUACAUCAUCCACCAGGUCCACAAUGAUCAAUUCGCAUUCUCCCUUGGAUUCUGGAGCACGUUAACCACUACGGUGCUUGCACACAUCGGCAGCGAUUUGGUUGCGGUUACGGCUUGA